This is a messenger RNA of Mercenaria mercenaria, 3945 nucleotides long. RefSeq lists its product as uncharacterized. The record is from RefSeq and is a predicted model, not a curated record. Gene Ontology annotation, biological process: signal transduction. The transcript has 6 exons. NCBI's taxonomy places the organism in Eukaryota, Metazoa, Mollusca, Bivalvia, Venerida, Veneridae. Bases 162 to 2969 code for a protein of 935 amino acids. Gene Ontology annotation, molecular function: protein binding.
CAGGAAUAUCCAUUUUCGACCUGCGGAAGUUGCUCGAAGCAAGUCCAUGUGUAUAUGAAAAGUUAUUGGUAAAUUUGGGACUGGUAGUGCCAAGCUGGUUUAAAUUCUAGAAGAAAUGGCAACAAACCAACCGCCAGUAUUGUGAUGGCGGCUCUUCAAAGAUGAAUGCCUCUGACAGAGUAAAGAAGAUCGUAGAGGAGGAGGAGUGGACUGCACGAAAUAUCAAACUCUAUCAUGUGCCAGUACAAGAUAAACAGCAAGGCACAGCUGUUCUGGCAAGAAUACCAACUGAAAAGGAUCUUCAUCGUAUUGCCAGUUCAGUCGGAUUCAACUGGGAAAUGCUUGCACCUUACCUUUUAGGAAAUUUAGGAAAUGCCAUGGCUAAGGUAGAGCAAAUAAAAGAAGAUGGUCACAAUGAUAUUGUGGCAUGUACAUAUCGGCUGCUUCUAACCUGGAGAAGACAGGCUGCACCAGACACAAGACUUGGUCAUUUGUUCUAUCUGAUGCUUCAAGUUGGUACCUCUGUGAAUAUACAAUGGCCGGCUAUAGCAGAGUACCUAGAUAUAGAGGAAAGAGAUAUAAGGGCAUGUAAACAUGGUUACAAGCCACCUGAAGAGGACAAAGGCUUGGAUAUUUCAGAUUCGGAACAAAGUGAUUUAGAUCUUGACGUCUUAACACAGAAGCAGUAUGAGAUUGCUAUCAAAGAGGGUAAAGAAGAAGAUAAGACAAUCAAAUUAAUGAUAAUAGGAUGUUAUGGACAAGGGAAAACUACGUUGGCAAGAAGAUUAUUAGCACAAGAUGUUGAUGGAAUAGACAGUACAAACGGCAUAGAUAUCCACAAUGUUGCUUGUACGCAAAAUGGAGCUGUAUGGGAAAGUCGGCAAGAUGAAAAUUUACAGUACGAAAGCUUGAAAAGACUUGCAAUGAUUAAUGUUUCAGAAAAUUUGUCAUCCUUAGGUUCUGAUAAUGAGAAAGUAUCAGAAAUUAAUCCCUCUGCAGAUAUUGAAACAUUAGGUACAAUGAGCAAUGAUUCUUUACCUUUAUCCCAAAAUGAAAGUGAAUCAAAUCAUUUACCAUCUAAGACAAGUAUUGAUAUUAAACUCUUUCAGAAGUUAAAACAGGAGUUACAUUUAACUAAAGAUGAAAAGACGCAAAAGGUAUCAUUGUGGGACUUUGGCGGACAGUUUGUAUUCUAUGCUACGCACCAACUCUUCCAUUCAAGAGAUGCAGUUUAUUUAUUGGUGUUUGAUCUGCAUAAAGGGCUUGAUUCCCCAGUAAUCGAUGAGGACUACCCUGGUGGUACACAUCCUUUAGUGAAAUCUAUGAAGGAUUAUAUUGAGUUUUGGAUUACUUCAGUUCAUUCUUAUGUCGGGAACAAAGAUGCUACACAUCCACAGGUCAUUUUGGUCGGAACACAUAAAGAUCAAAUUAAAGAUGAAAAAGAGGCUGAUGAAUAUUUCGAAAGUAUCAGGGAAAUGUUUGAUGGUCGUAAAUUAGGAAAUCAUAUCUACCCUGAGUGUUUUGCAGUUGCAGGAAAGGAUCCGACUGAUGACCAAGUAGAUCGUCUUAGAGAGACAAUAAUAAAGAUAGGAAGACAAAAUAAGCAAGUGAUACCUGCUUGCUGGAUACCUCUGGAACUUGAAUUGAAACAAAGAAACAACGAAAACAUCAUAACUUUUCAGGAGGUGAUAGAAAUAGACAAAGUAAUGGACCAGCCGAUAGGUUCAGCAAAUCAGGUAAAGUCUUUUCUGAAGUUCCACCAUGCAAGAGGCACAUUUAUCUAUUUUGAUGAAGGCGAACUAACAGAGUAUGUCGUUGUAAAUCCGAUAUUUAUCGUUGAUGCUUUUAAAUGCAUCAUUACAUCCGGUAGAUUUUGCAAAUGCGAUAGAAACCUGAGACCGUUAUGGAAAAAGCUUACUGUGCACGCAAUUCUGGAGCCAGACCUCCUGAAGGCUGUUUGGGGACACGAUGCUGAAAAUCGAUUUGUCAAAUGGAGAGAUGUUCUUAUUGCCAUUUUGAAAAGACAUAAGAUCAUUGCUGAAGCACUGAAGUUAGAUGAAAAAUCUGAAAACGUUUCAACUCUUGGUUACUUCAUAGUACCGAGUUUCUUGAGAAAAUCAAGGCACAACGAGAUAGAAGCAUUCUUGGAAGGGCGAAACUGUACUUCAGUUUCUCUUGUUUUUGAAUUUGACAAUGAAGCAGUGGUGCAAACAGUAUUUCAAAGGAUUACGGGUGCAGCGGUAGGGACUUGGUCUGUGGUUGACUUUCAAGAAUGCAAUUUGCUGUUUGAAAAUGCAGGAGUGUACAGACUAAAUCUGAGCUAUGCAGGGAUGAUUGUAUUUGUGAAAAAUACAAUAGAAUUGCUCGUUGUUCACAUGUGCCCAGGAGAAAAGAUCUCUUUCGAAGUUCCAGACUUCUUUCGUCGAUUUGUUGAAAACGUUAUCAAGAAUGAAUUCAGAAAGCUUAACAGCGCUGAUGUCUCUGAGCUCCAGUCAUUCAAGAUUGCUGUAAGGUGCCAACACAGUCUUCACAAAUGUAAAGGAAGUAAAGCAACUCAUGACCUUGAAAUGUUGAAAAGCCAGUCCGUGAAAAAGGUGUGCUGUCCUGACAAUUUGGCACAUGAAAGCCUUCAUAUUGACCGUAUAUUGCAAGAAUGGUUUCUGUAUAAGAUUACUAACAAAGUAGUACCACGACGUAGGUUAUCACAGCAAGAAUUUGUUUUGUUGUCUUCCGCCAUAGGAUCUGAAUGGAAACUAUUUGGACUGCUACUAGAAGUUGAUGAAGUAGCUAUACAACAUAUAGAGAUGGACAUUCAGAGAACGGCUAUGAGAAUUUAUGAAAUGCUUCAGACUUGGAACCAGGAAAAGAAGGAUGAAGCUACGUUAGAUGUUUUGGUGGACGCAAUUGACAAACUACCACCGAACACAGUCAAGUUGGACGUUGUAAAAAAUUUGAUUGAUAAUAUCUGAUGGCAGUAAGGCUCAUAUAGAUUAGACUUAUAUAGUUGUAACACUUGUAUGUAAAAUACAAGGUACAGUUGGAAUCCUAGGCAAACAUCUUACAAAAAUAACUAAAACGAAACUAUGAACUACUGCAGGUCGGGAUCUACGUCGUAUUGGUCCCGCUUACUUGGUACAAGACCUCGCAGGUGAUAUUUGACUCAACAACAUUAGGUCUGGCAACUUUGGUUCAUUCAUAAAGGUUUGUAACGUACAGUGCUAAUCUGUACAAUAUGCAUGGUAAAACAUUUUAUGAAUCGUCUCGAUCUCGAUAAUGAUGACAAUAUGAUAGUGGAAGAAUAUAGGAACAUGCAGAAAUUAUGGCUAUUGCGGUGGAAUUAUCUGAUGUUUUAGUUGAUUUAAUCACCAUCGCGGCUGUUACAAAGGCAAAAUAUGAUUUUUAUAUGAGAUUUGUAUUCAGUUACAUGAACAAAGCCAUGUACAUUGGAAUAAUUCGUGGUUAAUUAUUAUCUCUGUUUAGAUAUAUUCAAAAUGAAGUAGGCGGUGCAUUGACAAAUAGUUUUGACGAUGCUGAUAAUUAUAUAUACGUGAUUUAUAUGUGCACACAAUGACUUCAGGCAUUUAAAACGUGAAAAGUCAAAGCUGGUUUAUCAUGGUCAAGCAGAAGCGAAGAAGGCAGUGUAUUUUCAAAUGGUUUCGAUCAAGCUCAGAUUUUUUCGUAAGUUUUUUUAACAGGUGCACGAUACAGAUGAAGCAUUUAAAAUGCUAAGAUCAAAGCUGGUUUAUCGUGGUCACACAAACGCACAUAUCUUUCAGGGUGUAAAAUUCUCAAUUUCUGUUUCAUGUAUAAAGUAAUAGUAGCGACUGCUUCUAUGGAAUUGUGUGUCUUGUAGAGCUUAAGAAAUUUAAUAUGACUGAACUGUUUUAAAUUCUAUUGUAUGACCAGAUCUUGAGUCACAAACAUAGAAUAAAAAACAUAAUUAUA